GUCGUAUGAGGCAUUUGAAAUUCUGCUCUCCCAGUGAAAGCAAGUCAAAACACAAUACAGUUUGUUUUUAACACCAAUACAUCCCCAAAUUAGGGAGCCAAAAAUCAAAGAGACUAGUAGGAUGCCACGCAGAAACAAGAGCACCUCGGCCAAGGCACACUCUGCCAGCCAUCUGCCGGUGGCGCAGCCCUCUAACAAGGACUCGGUGGUAAGAAGCACUGGCGGCGCCUUCAAGGAUGUGGCCGCCCAUGCUGCGGGCGUGGCAGCCGGCUCGGCCGUGGGUCAUGCCGUGGGCGCUGGCAUAAUAGGUUUGUUCCACGGCCCCAAGAGCCAAGUCAAGCACAGCGACCUUGUCCAAGAGGGUCCUUGCGCCUUCGAGAUGAAACAGUUCCUCAAGUGCACCGAGGAGAACGCCGAUCUGAAUGUCUGCAAGGAGUUCAACGAUGCUGUCCGCAACUGUCAUCAUCAUUACAAUUUGUAGGGCGGAGAACUAUUUUCAAAUAAUCUGUAAUCAAUUGCCUCUAACACAUUGUUGGGCAUAAUAAAUUCGAAUAGUUGCAUUGUUUUCAUAA
Messenger RNA from Drosophila bipectinata, 572 nucleotides. Its product is annotated as coiled-coil-helix-coiled-coil-helix domain-containing protein 10, mitochondrial. Gene Ontology annotation, cellular component: nucleus; mitochondrion. Gene Ontology annotation, biological process: mitochondrion organization. The record is from RefSeq and is a predicted model, not a curated record. Lineage: Eukaryota; Metazoa; Arthropoda; Insecta; Diptera; Drosophilidae.